Molecule: messenger RNA, 789 nt
Organism: Penicillium pulvis
Lineage: Eukaryota; Fungi; Ascomycota; Eurotiomycetes; Eurotiales; Aspergillaceae
Exons: 3
Coding region: 1-789 (262 amino acids)
Molecular function (GO): oxidoreductase activity
Source: RefSeq, a predicted model, not a curated record
AUGACCGUAAACAAGAAUUUGGCUGGAAAAGUGGCCCUGGUCACGGGAGGAAGUCGAGGCAUCGGCGCAGCCAUCGCCAUCAAACUCGCCGAGCACGGCGCAAACCUCGCAAUCAACUAUGUAUCGUCCGCCACAGCUGCAGAGGCUGUUGCUGAGCAAAUUCGCUCGCAUGGCGUAAUCGCCAUCACAGUGAAAGCCGAUGUUUCCCAAGAGGGAGAAGUAAGCGCGAUGUUCAAGACGAUCAUGGAGCGAUUCGGUCGACUAGAUAUCGCGGUCAGUAACUCUGGAAUCGAGUAUUUCGCUGAGCAUUCGGAGACGACGGGCGCGGACAUCGAUCGGGUCUUCGGCGUUAAUGUCAAGGGUCAGUAUUUUGUUGCGCAGCAGGCGUAUAAGUAUAUGGCGGAUCAUGGGCGGGUUAUGUUGACUUCGUCGAUUUCGGCUGUUAAGGGUGUUCCUCGUCAUGCUGUUUAUGCUGCCUCGAAAGCCGCUGUUCAGGGUAUGACCAAGUGUCUUGCCGUUGAUUUUGGUCCGCGGAAUAUCACUGUCAACUGUAUCGCUGCGGGUGGUGUUAAGACGGAUAUGUAUGACGAGAACUCGGCCGAGUAUAUCCCUGGUGGAGAUAAGAUGACGCCGGAGGAAAUUGAGGUCAUGUUAUCGAAGUGGUCUCCGCUGGGUCGUGUUGGGCUUCCGGAUGAUAUUUCGAACAUUGCGGCCUUUAUUGCAAGCCCUGAGUCACAAUGGUUGACUGGUCAAACCUUUCAGGCUACUGGAGGUGCUUAUAUGGUUUAG